AUGACCAAAGAACACCCUUGGUGGGGAAAUCUCGGUGGUCCAAUUCAAAGGGGCAUCGUAACUUAUUCGACUUCACCAUACGAACAAAGAGCUUUCGCUGGUGUAUGGAGGCACGGAAUUUUUAAUGUUUAUAGACGUACCGCUGCUCAAGCUCCUUACGUUGGAAUUCCUAUUGUCAUUGGAGUUCUGAUUUAUCACUUUGAAAAGAAACGUCAUGAUUUUUUGAAUUCAAAAGCUGAAAAAUUGACAAGAAUUGACAAGAAUGAAAAGUUUAGUGAUUUAAUGUGA
Molecule: messenger RNA, 288 nt
Organism: Diversispora eburnea
Lineage: Eukaryota; Fungi; Glomeromycota; Glomeromycetes; Diversisporales; Diversisporaceae
Source: the annotation of a GenBank genome assembly